UCAAGCAGGCAGACAGGCCUUUCAAUGUGACCACUGCUGCUAUGAUUUAUUAUUUUUAUAAAACCACCAGUGGUAGUUAAUACCCUUACUCCAGUUAUUCAAACAAUCAUACUACUACUCUUCAACCACCAUGUUAACCUCCAGUUUACCCUUCUUUUCUCUACUUCUCUUGUUCUCCACCACCACUGCACAACCAUACAACGCCACCGAUCGCUUCUUCCUCGCCUGCGGUACACCCACCACCACCACUACGGACCGCAGAUGGGACGGUGAUCAGAAUUCCAAAUUCGUCCCUCCCAACACCACCACCACCUCCUUUUCAGCCACCCCUUUACAUCUGGAUCCUUCAGUACCCUCAACCCCUUAUUCUCAUGCUAGAAUUUUCAACACUUCUUCAUUCACUUACACGUUUCCGGUCUCCGAAGGCCCCAAAUUCCUCCGCCUAUAUUUCUAUCCUGCCACUUACACCAACCUCAAACCAGAACAAUCUUUCUUCUCAGUCUCAUCCAAUGGAUUCUCUUUGUUAACCAACUUCAGUGCUUUCCUAACCGCCUCCUAUCUGGAAACGACCAGCUUUAUCAAAGAAUUCAUGAUCUAUGUAACAGAUACACAAAGCCUAAGCGUUACCUUUACACCCUCACUCAACUCAUAUGCCUUCAUCAAUGGUAUUGAAAUCGUUUCAACGCCAGAAACUCUGUACUUUAGCGUUGGUGGCUUGAAAUACGUCGGUCAAACUACAGGACCUGUAACUGACAGCAACAUGGCGCUUGAGAAUAUUUACAGGUUAAACAUGGGUGGAGGACAUAUAUCGGGUACUGAUGAUACCGGUAUGUACCGGCCAUGGGAACAAGAUAAUAGCUACAUAUACGGAGCAGCAAGUGGGUUGACACCUGUUUAUGAUCCGAAGGAGCAGAUUAUGUAUACCAACGAGACACCGAGUUAUACUGCACCUGAGCUAGUUUAUCGAACCCAAAGGAGUAUGGGCAAACAGUCUGACAGGUACAAUCUGACUUGGUUACUCUCCGUUGAUUCUGGGUUUUAUUACAAGCUCAGGCUCCAUUUUUGCAACAUUAUACCACAGUACACAAAAACAGGUCAGGUGGUUUUCAAGAUCUUUAUUAAUAAUCAAACUGCUGACGAGGAAAUUGAUCUAUUCCAGUUAACACAAGGUAGCGGUUAUCCUGUAAUCAAAGAUUACAUUGUGUUUGUCAAUGACCCGGAUCGCAACAGAGGCAAGCAAGAUUUGUGGGUCGCGAUGCAUCCUAAUCCCAAUUCUGAACUAUAUCUUGAUGCUUAUUUGAACGGGUUGGAAGUCUUCAAGCUAAGCAUGGAUAGAAGUCUCGCUAGCCCAAACCCGGAACUUAUCUCUACAACCCCACCAACCGAGCCAACAACUAGUGUAAAUAGGAACAAGAAGAAACCUCCAUAUGCUGCGAUUAUUGGAGGUAUUGUCGGAGCGUUAGUCUUGUUGUCGAUCUUAAUUAUCAUAGUUUUCCUGAAACGAAGACGAGUCAAAGAUUAUAGUGCCGCUGAAGACAGGUCAUCAUACGGGCCGGCAUAUAGUGAAUCGAAGUCUUCACAUUCAACACUGCCAUCAGAUCGUUGCCGCCGUUUUUCACUUACAGAAGUGAGAUCCGCUACGGGUGAAUUUAACGAUGAUUUCGUCAUAGGCAACGGAGGGUUUGGUAAGGUGUACAAAGGUUACAUUGAUAACGCGUCAACUGUCGUUGCAAUCAAACGGCUCAACGAAUCAUCCAAUCAAGGUUUUCAAGAAUUCCAUACGGAAAUAGGGAUGUUGUCUAAACUACGCCAUGUCCAGUUAGUGUCCCUGAUUGGAUACUGUGAAGAUGCGGGAGAGAUGAUACUUGUCUAUGAUUACAUGGCGCACGGGACUCUACGUGAACACUUGUACAAGACAAACAAGCCUCCUUUGCCAUGGAAAAGACGUCUUCAGAUCUGCAUUGGUGCAGCCAAAGGGUUGCAUUAUCUCCACACGGGUGCAAAACGUUCAAUAAUUCAUAGGGACGUCAAGUCCACAAAUAUCUUACUGGAUGAAAAUUGGGUUGCUAAGGUAUCUGAUUUCGGUUUGUCAAAGCUAGGCCCUAGAGAUCAAGCACAAAACCAUGUUAGCACCUUAGUGAAGGGUAGUGUCGGGUAUGUGGAUCCCGAAUACUACAAAAGCCAACAACUUACGGACAAAUCUGACGUGUACUCAUUUGGAGUUGUGCUGCUUGAAGUGUUGUGUGCAAGACCGGUUAUGAUUAUCGGGCUGCCGAAAGAACAAGUGAGUUUGGCAGAGUGGGGGAAACUUUGUUACAGGAAGGGGACACUGGAGAAGAUAAUUGAUCCAAAAGUAAGGAGUGUGAUUGCACCCGAGUGUUUACGGCAGUUUGGUGAUGUGGCAAUUAGAUGCUUGAAAGAGCAAAGAAGUGAAAGGCCAGCAAUGGAUGAAGUAGUUUGGGGACUAGAGUUUGCAUUGGAGCUACAAGAAGCUGCUGAUAAAACAGUCGGUGAACGCGUGUCUGAAAAUCAAGAAUUUCCCUUUCUUAUGCAAGGAGAGACGACAACAGACGAUGAUGUGUUCACAGGAUCAAGCGCGACAAGAAAUGGCACAUCGUCGAUUAGUAGCAGUGAUGAAGGGUUUAAGUCGGAAACAGUUUUCUCUGAGAUUCUGAAGCCAGCUGGUAGAUGAUAUUAGAGUUGAGAUUUCCUUUAAGAUAUUAUCAUUUUAAAUUUUGACUUUGAUUUGCAUUAGUAGUAAAAAAGUUAUAUGUAAAUUGCAUCAUUUCUUUCCUUUACAUAUUGAUGUAUCAUAUAAAAUAAACUUCAGACGAUUGUAAUACCGAUCAUUCUACGUCCCUAAACUUUAAACACUAAAAUUGUAUUA
Messenger RNA from Helianthus annuus (common sunflower), 2887 nucleotides. RefSeq names its product receptor-like protein kinase FERONIA. Gene Ontology annotation, molecular function: ATP binding; protein kinase activity. Gene Ontology annotation, biological process: protein phosphorylation. Lineage: Eukaryota; Viridiplantae; Streptophyta; Magnoliopsida; Asterales; Asteraceae. The transcript has a single exon. The record is from RefSeq and is a predicted model, not a curated record. Bases 131 to 2692 code for a protein of 853 amino acids.